AUGGUAGCUGAUAAAAUGUCAAAAACUAAGAGGAAGUUAUCGGACCAAGAAGAAAGAAAAACAGGGAAGAAAAGAAAAAGUUCAGAAAAUGAGGAGAAAUACUACAAAGACAACGUAUUCUGUCAGGUUCUGAAGAAAGCAGGAUUAACACUCAAGACAGGAAAGUCACAAAAUGUUCUGGAAGUUGAUCAGGCAGUGUUUCAAAGAAAUCUACAGAUAGCAGUGAAGAGAAGUGAUAAUUUUCCCUUGGUGCUAGAUGAAUUUGUUGAAGGAUUCCAAGAAUAUAUUGAAGAUCAGCAUAGGUUUCACUAUAGCUUACUGCCAACACAAACGUCGAACAAAUGUGAAAGUGCUAGAUGCAGCUCUCAAGACAGCCUAGUGAGAUUGCUGAUUGGAGUAGACAUUCUACAGUCCAAGAUGAUGAUGUGUCUUCUUGAGAAGUUAGCAGAGUUUAUGGAAAAUGAGGACUGUAUAGUGGAGCAUGGAGAAAAAGUAAACCUCCCUAGACUACUGAUGAGUCAAUUCCGCUGGUUGGACAGAAUCUUGGAUUGCAAAGAGUUGGCUGACAAAAUGCUGGAGAUGAUCACCAUUGUGUCAGUGGACAUCCAGAGAGAAAUCAUCACCUGUCUACCAGAGGUCGUGGAGGAUUCAGAACAUAGUCAUGUGGCAACAUCACUAAGGGAUCUACUGGUAGAAAAGAGCAGUCUGACGGUACCCAUACUGGAUGCACUCUCUAAUCUGAAUCUCAACCCAGAGCUCUUGAUGGAGGUUCGAGGAUCAGUUUUACAGACUCUGUCCACAGUGGAGAUGGAGAAUUUACCUGUAGUCAUCCGCUUUCUUCUUCAGUCUGUCACGCCAGCUGAUGCUCAGGAGGUUGUCACUGAAAUUCGACAGAACCUGGAUUUUACAUCCAGUUUUCCAUUAGCCACAUCAACACCGCAUGAAACGAUUAACAGGAGAAAUCUAUCUGGAGAUGAAACAAGAGGUGUAGAGUCUUUAACAUUGGAUGCCAUCAAAUCAGGAAUCAGGUUUCAAAAGAGUGUGGCUGAGGCAUGGAUAAAGGCAAUAGAUUCGGUGAAGCAGCCCUCUGAUCACAAAGUAAUAGAUCUGUUCAUAUUGCUGAUUUUGUACUCAACUGAUCGCAAGAAACCCGUAGAGAGCCUCAUCAGAAACAAAAUUAGGUCAGGGGCCUUCACUGAGGUUCUGCUGCAGGAGGCCUUCAGGGAAAGGGCACAGGUGAUGAGAGAUUACUUCCCUGCAAUCCUGUCCCUAGCAGAAGUCCUGCUUCGCUCCCCAGAACCUGCCAUUACAUUCUUUGCUGCCUCCAUGUACAAGAACGGAUUUGUUGCCUUUGACACCUACUGUCAGCAGGAGAUUGUUGGAAAUCUAGUCACCCACUUUGGUAGUGGGUUUGAAGGAGAGACAGAUUCUUCCUUAGAUAUACUGUAUCAGCUGGUGGACAAGCACCUUGACAAAAUGGCUCCUUUUGCAAUCUUUGUAAAGGUGGUUCUGGACUACCUUGAUAAUUUGAGUGUCCUCCAGAUACGGAAAUUGUACUCCCUCCUUAGCACCCUAGCAUUCAGAAGUACUCAGGGAGGAAACAUGAUUCAGGAUGAUCUUCACAUCAUAAUUAGGAAGCAGUUGUCCAACGAUAACCCAAAAUAUAAAAGAAUGGGCAUCAUUGGAGCUGUGAUGGUGGUAAAAAGUAUCGCAUACAAUCAAAAUAGAGAUAAUGAGCCUAGCCAGGCGCCUGCUGGUCCUAUGACAGAGAGCCUGUACAAACAGGUGAUAAACCUGUUAAAACUGGUCAAAACCAGCAGCAGUCGAAUGUCUGAGGCCACGGCUCUCUUCUUGGAUGAAUUGGCUAAUGUGGUGGGCAAUGGUCAUCUGGAUGCCAAAGUGGAGAAGUGGAUCACGGAGAAUGUGACGACAGAUUUCCAGGAUCACUAUGUCGUAGACAUGAAGGAAGCAGCUUCAGAGAGUUUGGUGGCCCAGGAUGUAAGGUUUGAUUUGGAUGAUGACAGUGAAGUAGCCAUUGGCAUUCCUCUGGUGGUGCUGACUGAGAAAUCUAUCAAAGAUAAGAAGAAAACACAGAACCAACACACAGGAGAGAGCCCAGAUCCUGUUUGUUUGUCCCCACACUUCAGACUGCUUCGUAUGUGUGAACAGAGGCAGAAUGGAAACUUAGACGAAAUUGAUGCUGUGCUUGGAUGUCCAAUAUUUCUACCAAAGUCAGAAGUGAUUGACAAAAUAGAAUCACUCUCCACAAAAGAGAAGGACAUCAUUUGCACUGCUCUGUUUCAUGCCUUAAACUGGUUUCGGGAAAUCAUCAAUGCAUUUGCCACACAGAUUGACCCAGAAAUGAAAGGCAAAGUCAUAACACGACUCCACAACAUUACAGAGGUGACUAAAUCCCUGGAGAAGUGCUUAUCCAGUCACUCUCAGUUCAGACCUCCCCCAGCGACCUUUGACUGGUACGAGAAUCCAUUGUUGAAUGCUCCUGUGAAUACUAAUGCGGAGGGGAAAAAGAAGGGCAGAAAGCCAGCUAAGAAAAAGAAAGGUGACAAAGAAAAUAUAAGAGACGAAGACAGUGAUGAAAACAGCAAAGAUUCCUCACAACUGGACACACAGAAUGAAACCCAGAUUCCUGAAAAAUCAGAGACAAAUGAGAAACCAAGUGUUGACAUGGCGAACUACAUACCAUUUUUCAGGGAGCUGGACAUCAGUGUUUUUACCAUCCUACACACUGGUCUGAUCACUAAGUCUUCCCUAGAUACCGAACUCAACACAAAGGGUACAACAGAACUUAGCAUUCAGCCACCUCAGCUUGAGUUUCUCUUGGACGACUUUACGAGGAAACUUUCUCAUGCUCUCAUUUCUUCUACCUCUAAACGCAAAUCUUUCCUCAAGACCAAGGCAGACAAGAAUGUGGGAUUCUCUCAUCUAGACCAGUGUACUCCAAAGUUUAUAGCAAAGAAAGUUAUAAAGCUCCUGCCUGCACUAUGUGAACAUUUGGAGAGUUCAAGUGGAUUUUUUCAGACUCUGAUUGUGGAGAAUGAUGGUUUGAUUGACGGGCCAGGCAGCAACACUCCCGAGGCACACACCGUGGGCUCCUGUUUCUGUCUACUUCUUCAAGCUCUGCAGACCUUAUUUGCAUGGAAUGGUUUUUUAAUGGUAGAGAAUAAGUCACUAUUGAAGGAAGGGCUAACCACAUUAAUGUCCAGGAUAAAAACUGUGGGAUCUACUCAGCUAAGCUUCACGGAAGUUCUGAAGUCAUCCUUUCAGUACAUAGAAAACUUUGCAGGAACAGUUCCUAAACUUGGCACAGCUGUCAUGUUGAUAAAAGUAAUGUUAACUUUGGCUGAGAAGUCUGACUCCAAAGAAACAUCUAGAAAAACUGCAACUGUAGCACAAACCUUUCUGAAGAGGGAGUGGUUAGAUGCUGAGGGACAGCGAGAGAAAGGAGCCAAACAUAAUGAAAAUCUGCACUACCUUCUCAGAAUAUAUCUAUGUCAUUGUGAGGACUUUCUGGGAGCUGCUGAGGAGAUUACAACUAAAGGUGUCCCUGACUUACUGGAGGGGGAUAAAAAUGGGUUCUCUGAGGCUUACCCCACACUGACCAAGGCCACAUUCUCUGUGUAUUACAAAACCAUGUUUACAGAGCUGAUCACGUGUAUAAAAGGAAUACAGCCAGCAAAACAGAGAGAGGACAAAGAUGCCAAAUUGGACAAACUUUUGAGAUGGAACCAAGCUGUGAGAAUUCUUCACAUAAUGGUCAACUUAAUAAAGGCAUUUGAUGGAAGAGGUAAUCUUGGAACAGCACUGAAGUGUGGUCGUCAAUUUAUUGAGAUCUUCCUCAGACAAGGUAUGCCCCUGUUGGACACUAUGUUCAGAUCUAACAGAGAGGAUGUCCAGGGCCUGCUUAAGAAUCUACAGGUCAGCACACGAGUUCUCCAUCAUAUGUGUGGCCACUCAAAGAUCAUGAAAGACAUAGCAUUAACAAACCAAGUUCCCUUCUUAAAGAAAUGUUUGGAGGCCUUUGUGUACAGAGUCAAGGCUAUGUUAACAGUGAAUAGAUGUCUGGAAGCCUUCUGGCUUGGAAAUCUCAAAAACCGAGAUCUACAUGGAGAAGAAAUCCUGUCUCAGGCCUCCACUGUGGCUGACACGACAGCUGGGGCGGAGGAGGAGGAGGAGGAAGGGGAGGGGGAGUCUGAUGGGGAGGAGAGUGAUGUGGAGUUGGACAACCAGAGUAAUGCAUCUGAUGAAUCACAGAGCAUUCAGUACUGAGAUUGUGGACGCAUGAGGAAUGUGAUCUAAUAAUACGAAAGUCACACAGAGUUACAAAGGAUGUAGACUGUGACAGACAAUUCAGAAGUAAAUGGAUAUAUAUUAAUAAUGAUGCAUGAAAUCUUUUAACUUGGACAUUGUAAGGAUGAUUGAUAUUUUGGAGAACUAGCAGAAAAGGAUAUUGCAUUAGAGACAUGGGUAUUAGCUUUGAUUUACCAAUAAUUUUUUAAGCUGAUGUAACUGAUAUGCAAUCAUUAUAUUGUUGUUAUUGACAUUUAAU
Messenger RNA from Saccostrea echinata, 4567 nucleotides. RefSeq names its product Fanconi anemia group D2 protein-like. Gene Ontology annotation, cellular component: nucleus; condensed chromosome. Gene Ontology annotation, biological process: mitotic intra-S DNA damage checkpoint signaling; interstrand cross-link repair; homologous chromosome pairing at meiosis. The record is from RefSeq and is a predicted model, not a curated record. The coding region runs from base 1 to 4287 and encodes 1428 amino acids. The transcript has 41 exons. Gene Ontology annotation, molecular function: DNA polymerase binding. NCBI's taxonomy places the organism in Eukaryota, Metazoa, Mollusca, Bivalvia, Ostreida, Ostreidae.